This is a messenger RNA of Phoenix dactylifera (date palm), 2494 nucleotides long. Its product is annotated as AP2-like ethylene-responsive transcription factor ANT. Gene Ontology annotation, biological process: regulation of DNA-templated transcription. The record is from RefSeq and is a predicted model, not a curated record. Gene Ontology annotation, molecular function: DNA-binding transcription factor activity; DNA binding. Lineage: Eukaryota; Viridiplantae; Streptophyta; Magnoliopsida; Arecales; Arecaceae.
CAUAUUAUACCAAAAGAUCUCGAUUAUUAUAAUACAAAAGUUCUACUUAACGCGGAGAGAGAAGCUGUCUCCGUGCCUCUCCAAGACGUAUCCAUGAUGGAGUCAGGGAACGAACCCCAAGAACCAUAAGAAAGAGAGAGAGGGAGCCUUGUUUGAUUUGUAAAUCCUAGACAGGUGGUCAAGAUCAUGAUACCGGGUUUAAUCUUCCUCCACCGCCUCGUUCUUGGGGUUCUCUCUCGGUGGUUCUGAAGGGAAGGAACCAAUUUACCAAAAAAAAAAAGGGGAAGGAACCAAAGCUUUAAAGGCUUGCUUUGGAGUUUGAGCACUGGAUGGAGGAGGAUGAGAUCCCCAUAGAACUUCUCAUCAUUUCUCCCUUGGUUUCUGGGUUGGCCUUCUUUUAGGCUCUUCAUGUGAUGGAGAUGAGCAGCUGGCUCGGCUUCUCUCUGUCCUCUAAAGGGGAGAGCUCCUGCUACUGCGGUGAGGUGUUUGGAGGUGGGGCAGAUGGUGGUGGUGAUGGGGGGGAGGGGGGCUGUGGUCAUCAUCCCUUGGCUGGUAUGCCCCUGCGUUCUGAUGGCUCCAUCUGCUUCAUGGGGCCACCCUUCAGGCCGCCUCCUAUUGUUUCUCAUGGUGCCUCAGAUUGGAGAUAUGGGGGUGCCAUGGCCGCCACAUCGGCCAUCUCAAACCAGGAAGGGAAAGGGCCAAAGCUGGAGGAUUUUUUGGGUGGGUAUUCUGAGAACGCCAAUGAAGAGAACCAAAGCCAGCAUCCUGUAUCCGACUUCCAUGGCAUGUACUACCAAAGCUCUGGUGGUCCUGGAAUCAAUGUCAACUUGCCCCCCUCUCUCAGUCCUGUCGAAAGAGGAACAAAGGAGGACGUCCGCAACUCUUAUCAUUUCUUCCAAGCUUGCCAGCAGCCUAAGCAUUCUUUCCAAGAAAACCCCACCCUCAAGCCUCAAUUCCUUGUACCCAACGCGGAUCCCAACCCCAACCCCGGUCCUUAUUCUAUGUAUAAUGGUGGCAUGGAUGGCUCAACUUCUAUAUCGGGGAUUAAAUCGUGGCUCCGACAAAACCAAUAUGUUCCAGGGAAACAAUUAUGCGAGCCGACCGAGUGCAACUUCCAAUCCUUGACCCUUUCAAUGAGCCCUGUCAUGCAAUCUGCGUCUAGUGAAAUGGUUCCGGUCGGUUCAUCCGCUGCUGCUGUUGCUGCUGCUAAUGGACCGAAGUUUCCAAAUGCGAAGUCCACAACUCGGGAGCCAAUUCCACGCAAGUCCAUCGAGACCUUUGGGCAAAGAACAUCUCAGUAUAGGGGAGUAACAAGGCAUAGAUGGACUGGAAGAUAUGAAGCCCAUCUGUGGGACAAUAGUUGUAGAAAAGAAGGUCAGACAAGAAAGGGAAGGCAAGUUUAUUUAGGGGGAUAUGAUAAAGAGGAGAAAGCAGCAAGGGCAUAUGAUUUGGCUGCUUUGAAGUACUGGGGUCCAACAACUCAUAUAAAUUUUCCUCUGAGCGCUUACGAGAAAGAACUAGAAGAGAUGAAGCACAUGACUAGACAAGAGUUUGUGGCUCACUUAAGAAGGAAAAGUAGUGGAUUUUCCAGAGGGGCAUCUGUGUACCGGGGGGUGACGAGGCACCACCAACAUGGAAGAUGGCAAGCUAGAAUAGGGAGGGUAGCGGGGAACAAAGACUUGUAUCUUGGAACGUUCAGCACUCAGGAGGAAGCUGCUGAAGCCUAUGAUAUCGCUGCGAUCAAAUUCCGCGGCGUGAAUGCAGUGACCAACUUCGACAUCAGCAAGUACGACGUGAAGCGCAUAUGCUCCAGCUCCCACCUCAUCACUGGUGAUCUCGCCAAGCGCUCCCCUGGGGACACCCCAUCGCCUUCAGAGCCCAUGGAACCUGACCGUCCAACACUGGCCGUCACAAACCCUUCCUCCCGGGACAUGGAUGAAUCGUCCCCCAUGAUGUGGAGCUCUCAUAAUAGAUCCGAUCCUCCUCCAAACCAACCGCCGAACACUGCAGUCCCCUUGGUCUCACCCUUCUUGAGCAACCCAAACGCUUUGGAUAACGAGGCUGAGAGCCCGGGGAACUCUUGCACCAACCAGGCUGCGUCUGGGGACUUAUCUCAGGCAUUCUACUUCCCUCACGGAAUGAAGUAUGAGGGUGGGGAGCCUGUUAAUGGUGGUGGCGAGGCAGGGGGCAACAUUGGUUGGAUGGUUGCAGCAGCGGCUCGGACGGCCGGGCUGCCGGUGGCUCAUCAGCUUCCUGUGUUUGCUCUGUGGAACGAAUGACCGACCGAAGUUGGGUAUCUGCUGUUUUCUGUUCUGAUUAGGCCUUUUCUUAAUCUUCGUAGAUCAUAAAUUAGACCAUUAAAGUGUACCUCGCUGGUUGUUUUCAACAGUUCUUUACAAUUUUGCAGCAACAUGUAAUGGUUAUGGUAGAGCAUAGUUGUUACGUUGAUGUGUCCUUUAUAACUGUAGAUGUUCGAUUGGUUUCUCUUUGUUUU